GUGGCCCAUGCUCUGCCCCUACUCGCGGCCGAAUUGGACUUCCAAUCCGACAAAAACAUCACCGAAACGGAAAAGCUCGCAGAGAUGAAGGCGGAUGGCACAGUGACGAAGCGCAUCUACGAGUACCUAUCGCUCAGCAGAAGACCGCUCACUCAUUACGACACCACAAUCUUCAAAAUCAUGGCCGCCCGGGAUUGUAUACUAACUUAUGACCACGUUUUUGACCGGUACGCUGCGAAGCUCAUGUUCUCUCAGAGUGCUCAGCUGGUUAGAGCCAUGAUAAAGGAAAACCAUACUGUGAUCGAGAAGUGGCCGUUCAGAUUGAAGCUGCGGCCCCGACAGACUGGCGCCCAGGAGGAGUUUGACCGCCUCCUAGGAGGAGGAGUUUUAAGUAAGGAGCGUUACGUGGAAUGGAAGAGGAUUGAAGCAUUAGGAUGA
Molecule: messenger RNA, 438 nt
Organism: Colletotrichum phormii
Lineage: Eukaryota; Fungi; Ascomycota; Sordariomycetes; Glomerellales; Glomerellaceae
Exons: 2
Coding region: 85-438 (117 amino acids)
Source: RefSeq, a predicted model, not a curated record